This is a messenger RNA of Halichondria panicea, 1940 nucleotides long. RefSeq names its product clathrin interactor 1-like. The transcript has 9 exons. The record is from RefSeq and is a predicted model, not a curated record. Gene Ontology annotation, biological process: endocytosis. Lineage: Eukaryota; Metazoa; Porifera; Demospongiae; Suberitida; Halichondriidae. Gene Ontology annotation, molecular function: clathrin binding; phospholipid binding. Gene Ontology annotation, cellular component: endosome; plasma membrane; clathrin vesicle coat. Bases 139 to 1824 code for a protein of 561 amino acids.
UUACCUUCACUGCUGCUUAUUGUCACGUGAUGACAUCAAUUGCUCUGUUAAGUUAUCGACUCCGUUAUUCUGUGUUGGCUGUGAAAUUGUAAGCUGCUAGGUACGUUAAAGUUACCCUCAUCCUACAAAGAAGCCACGAUGCAAAGAUUUGUGGAUAAAAUGGCCAAUGUGGUCAUGAACUACUCUGAUGUAGAGACCAAGGUUCGGGAGGCCACUAAUGAUGAUACCUGGGGCCCACAUGGAUCGACAAUGGCUCAACUAGCCAAGUACACAUUCACUUACGAACACUAUCCGGAGGUCAUGGCUAUGCUGUGGAAACGAAUGUUUGAGGCAAAGAAGAACUGGCGACGAACUUACAAGGCUCUUCUACUACUUAACUACCUGAUUCUCAACGGCUCGGAACGAGUGGUCACAAGUGCUAGAGAGCACGUCUAUGAUAUGAAGCCGUUGGAGAACUACCAGUUCAGUGAUGAGCAGGGCAAGGAUCAAGGAAUCAAUGUCCGACAGAAGAGUAAGGAAAUCGUUGGUUUUUUACAAGACGAAGACAGACUGAGAGAAGCAAGAAAGACUGCUCGCACCAAUCGUGAUAAAUAUGUCGGCAUCUCCAACGAUGAGACCAAAAAAUCAUACAGUGACCGCUACUCACAAGAGCCCCGUUCCAAAGGUACUUAUUACGAUGAGGAUGCUCGAGGACCUGUUCACUCCACCCACUCUGAUGAGGAUGAGGAUAGUCCUGAGAAAGAUACAUCUUCCAGCCCAUUGCCGGAACCGGAACCAAGUUUCAGUGGCUUUGAGAAGAUGAACCGAGACUCUCCCAGCACUGCCAGAAAGACAGGAGGCCAACCAUCCAAACUGGUUGAUCUCGGAGCAGCAGCCACCUUUGCCCAACAGUCGGCUCCCACACAACAGGGGGCCUCGGGCCUAGCACAGCAGGGGCUGUUAUUUGGGGACACACCCUCUCAGCAGCCACAGAAGACUAGCGGUGGAGGUGAUGGCUUUGCUGACUUUGAGGCAGCUUUUAAAGGACCCCCAGAGGAAAGCCAAGCUGCUGGUGGUGGAUUUGGUGAUUUUGCUGGCUUUCAAUCUGUACCAGCUCCCCAACAACCCACACAGCAGCCAGCACAGUUUGCCGACUUUGGAAUCUUUCAGAGCACACCUUCAACUGGGAUGUCUCAGCCUCUAUUGGCUCCCCAGCCUACCACUGGUGGCUCUUUCCUCAUGCCCACUCCCACUGCACAAGAGCAACCUUCACUUCUCGAUAUGUCAGAGCCCAAGCCAGCUGAAAAGGUGUCCACCACUGCUUCCUCUACCAUAUGGAAUGCUGCUGGCAUUAACAUAGAUAUGGACAAUCUAUUGGGUCCUGCCAAACCCAAGAUCGCGUCAAGCACUGGUCGACCUUCUAUGAACCAACUCGCCCAGUCUAGUGUUUCCACCACACCUUCGACUUCCACUAACCCUUCGUUUUCAUCGGGGCCCACCUCCUUCUCUGGGCCUAACUACAACAUCAGCACUUCACCAAUGCCACAACAGUCACGAGCAUCGAUGUCUGGAAUGGGAUUCCAACCUGGUAGAAUGGGAAUGCAACCUGGCAUGAGUGCACCGCUGCAACCUGGAAUGGGAAUGCCAAGAGGAAUGGCGAUGGGACCACAGCCCAACAUGGGCAUGCAAGGAAUGGGGCAACCUGGAAUGGGAAUGAACUAUGGUGGUGGUGCGAGUGGAUAUGGAAACAUGGGCUACAUGCAACCACAGCAGAUGACUGGAUUUGGCGGUGGUAUGACAAACACGCAGAUGAACACUGGAAUGCAAUAUCAGAGACCAUUUUGAUGUAUGCAUAUCGUUUUAGAGUAUAAUAUUAUUAUAUAAUAUAAGUUUUGAGCAUUAAUUUUUGUUUAAACUUUAGUUUUCUUUUGACUUGUACUAAAAAGUAUGUUGAAUGUGGA